CUGCCUUCCAAACACACACCUUCUGGGCGCUAAAGCACUCGCUCCGCCUACGGCCGUAGCUCUAUCGUACUACUAUCCUCUGAAACCAUGAAGGUCACCGCCGCAGCCGCCGUUUGCUCGCUUGGAAUGGCAAGCGCUUUCGUGACCCCUGGCGCUUUCCGGGCACCUACCGCAUCGCUCAGCAAGGCAUCGUCUAAGACGCCCUUGUCGAUGAGCGCCGUGGACGGCGAGGUCGGCGUUUCGCUGGAGGCGGGAGGUGCCGUCUUCGACCCCCUCGGACUCGCGGAGCUCCACUCGAUCAACCCGCUCGUCAACCCCCACCCCAAGUGGCUGCAAGAGGCUGAGAUCAAGCACUGCCGCAUCUGCAUGCUUGCCUUCGUUGGCAUCUGGGCGGCCCAGUCGGGCUUCGUGUUCCCUGGACUGGGGUACGAUGCCGUGCCGUGGUACGACCAGUUCCACGAGUUCGCCUCGAAGAACCCGGGUGGGCUGGCCCAGCUUAUGUUGUUCUUCGCUGUGGCGGAGGGUGCGACCUACUGCGGCGACUUCUGGAGCGGAGGAGGAGAGCGCGAAGCGGGGGACCUUGGCUUGUACUUGAAGAAGCCGGGCAAGGCGGCCGUCGAGAAGCUGCGGCUCCAGGAGCUCAAGAACGGCCGUCUGGCCAUGAUCUCGGUGGCGGCGUGCGCUUCAGAGCACUGGAUCAAGGGCGCCGUUCCGUUCCUCGAGGGACAGGGCUACUAAUGCUGCAAACCGUUUAGUUAACCGACAUUGCUGCAGCUGCUGCGUUUCGCUGCUGUGCUGGCUCUCUUCCAAAGACGUAGUAGAGUAGUUCGUGGUUGAUCGAUCACAGAAGUUUGUGCGUUAUGUAGUGCCGAAGGAAGGGGUUCGUACAUUUUUAGAUGAGAUACCGUACCACACGCACAUGUGGACGAUGCACCCACGAGCGUUGUAACGGUUUUUCGGGGUAGUGUUGUAGAGCCUCUUCGGGGGCCCCGACAGAUGGCCUCUGAAUAGGCGUUACUCUGGGUUUGUUUUACCCCCCCCUCCCCCCACCCGCCCCGCCCCUGGCGGCUUUUGGCAUGCAGCAACCCACCGCCAACAUUAUUAAGCCAGGGUGAAUAUUUUCCCUUGAAUACCCUUUAGCCUGUUCGCGGAACUUUUGAGCGGACCUUAAUGGCAUGGCUGCCUGUGACCCUUGCAGGCAGAGGGAAACGGGUGGGAGAAGGGUGGGGUACCCUCGUGUGGUAUUUAGAUGGGCUAGCUCCUGGGCAACGAGGGUGUUUGCGUGCUUGGUAUUUUUAUUUUCCCCCGGGAGCGUGCCUUGAUGAGUCGCGCGUUAAUUGGCUGCUGAACAUGCGAAGCUCGGCAGCCAACCAAUAGAAAGCAAAGCCAAGGAACGGCCUCAAUAAAAACCAAACGCAUCGGUUUCUCGACCAGA
This is a messenger RNA of Ectocarpus siliculosus, 1435 nucleotides long. The record is from the annotation of a GenBank genome assembly. NCBI's taxonomy places the organism in Eukaryota, Phaeophyceae, Ectocarpales, Ectocarpaceae.